AUGUCUGACAAGCGGCCAUCAGCGGAAGCCCAAGGCCGGCGGCUUCCCGACUCCUUCACGGCAAGAACACGGAGGCUCAGAGUGGAAAAAUCACCCACACCUGUGAACGAGGUUCAAACUUGGGCUGAUUUUCCAAAUCAUUUUACCUAUGCUAGAGCUGCUUCCAAAUUGCAUACCCAAAAGGAGGAACUUGUCAAACAUCAGUACUUCCCUGAAGAUAGCCCCAGUGCAGGCCUGGGACCUUGUGGAUGGAUUUUGGUGGCUGUAUCAUUCUUGUUCACAGUUUUAACUUUCCCGUUGUCAGUAUGGAUGUGCAUAAAGAUCAUAAAAGAAUAUGAAAGAGCCAUCAUCUUUAGACUGGGUCGCAUCUUACAAGGAGGCGCCAAAGGACCUGGUUUGUUUUUUAUUCUGCCGUGCACUGACAGCUUCAUCAAAGUGGACAUGAGAACUAUUUCAUUUGAUAUUCCUCCUCAGGAGAUCCUCACUAAGGAUUCAGUGACAAUUAGUGUGGACGGCGUAGUCUACUACCGCGUUCAGAACGCUACCCUGGCUGUGGCGAACAUCACCAACGCUGACUCAGCAACCCGUCUUUUGGCACAGACGACUCUGAGGAACGUCCUGGGCACCAAGAACCUUUCCCAGAUCCUCUCCGACAGGGAAGAAAUUGCACACAACAUGCAGACUACUCUUGAUGAUGCCACUGAUGACUGGGGAAUAAAGGUGGAACGUGUGGAAAUUAAGGAUGUGAAGCUCCCUGUGCAGCUCCAGAGAGCCAUGGCUGCUGAAGCAGAGGCAUCCCGGGAGGCCCGAGCCAAGGUCAUUGCAGCUGAGGGAGAAAUGAAUGCAUCCAGGGCUCUGAAAGAAGCCUCCAUGGUCAUCACCGAAUCUCCUGCCGCCCUUCAGCUCCGGUACCUUCAGACACUGACCACCAUUGCUGCUGAGAAAAACUCGACAAUCGUCUUCCCUCUGCCCAUAGAUAUGCUGCAAGGCAUCAUGAGGGCAAAAUAG
Lipotes vexillifer (Yangtze River dolphin) is the source of this 1008-nucleotide messenger RNA. It is a transcript of the gene STOM, whose product is annotated as stomatin. Gene Ontology annotation, cellular component: plasma membrane. NCBI's taxonomy places the organism in Eukaryota, Metazoa, Chordata, Mammalia, Artiodactyla, Lipotidae. The record is from RefSeq and is a predicted model, not a curated record. The transcript is spliced from 8 exons. Bases 1 to 1008 code for a protein of 335 amino acids.